This is a messenger RNA of Cherax quadricarinatus, 5777 nucleotides long. NCBI's taxonomy places the organism in Eukaryota, Metazoa, Arthropoda, Malacostraca, Decapoda, Parastacidae. The record is from RefSeq and is a predicted model, not a curated record.
GUCAGUUAUCAGUUGCCUUUGAGUCGUGGAAGUGGGGAGUUGUGUGCCGUCGUUCCUGGCGGCGAUGGCAUCUUACGAAGAAGUCGGGAUAGGAGACGCUGUCCUCCUCGAUGAAAUCUCCACCAGUGCCUUCGUGGACAACUUGAGACUCAGGUUCAAUGGGGGGAAAAUCUACACGUACAUCGGGGAGGUGUGUGUGUCUGUCAACCCGUACAGACCCGUCACUUUCUAUGGCAAAGACUAUGUUAACCAGUACAAAGGGCGUGAAAUUUUCGAGCGACCUCCGCACAUCUUCGCGAUCGCGGAUGCGUCGUACAAGGCGAUGAAGCGGCGCGGCAAGGACACCUGCAUAGUCAUCUCCGGCGAGUCUGGCUCUGGCAAGACUGAGGCUUCCAAGAUUAUUAUGAGAUACAUCGCUGCUGUGACCAACGUGGCCGGCCAGCAGGAAGUGGAGAGAGUGAAGAAUGUCCUCCUGCAGUCCAACUCCAUCCUUGAAGCAUUUGGUAAUGCCAAAACUAACAGAAAUGACAAUUCUUCCCGAUUUGGCAAAUACAUGGACAUCAACUUUGAUUUCAAGGGUGACCCAGUUGGUGGCCACGUCCAGAACUACCUCUUAGAGAAGUCUAGGGUUGUUCUGCAACAGCAAGGUGAAAGGAGUUUUCACUCCUUUUAUCAGGUCUUAUUUGGGGCUACAGAUUCUGAGUUGUCCCGCCUCAAGUUGAAGCGGGAUGUCAACUCGUACCACUUCAUUCGUCAGGGGGGCACACCCCGAGUAGACUCCAUCGCUGAUAAAGCUGACUACAAGACUUGCCAACAGGCAUUCAAGACAUUAGGGUUCACACCUGAACAGAUUGAUGCUGUUUGGAGAAUUGUUGGUGCAAUUUUGCACUUGGGUAAUAUUGAAUUCUCCUCUGGUGGAGAUGAAACCCAGAUCCAGAAUCCCAAAGUUGUGAAAAACAUUGCAGAGCUGCUACAUGUUUCUCCAGAUGAGGUGAGGAAAGCACUCUGCCACAGGGUCAUAGCAGCACGUGGAGAGGUCAUGGAGAAGCGCCAUACAGAAAGUGAGGCCACAUUUGGUCGAGAUGCAUUUGCCAAGGCCAUCUAUGAGAGACUCUUCUCCUUCAUUGUGGAAGGUGUAAAUAAAGCCAUUGAGGUUCGCUAUGAAGGUCUAGCUGCCCGCUACAAAUACAACACUGUCAUUGGUGUCUUGGAUAUUUAUGGAUUUGAAAUAUUUGAACAAAACAGUUUUGAGCAAUUUUGUAUCAAUUAUUGUAACGAGAAGCUACAACAGCUCUUCAUUGAACUUGUAUUAAAGCAAGAGCAAGAAGAGUACAAGAGGGAGGGCAUUGCUUGGCAGAAUAUUGAAUAUUUCAACAAUCAAAUUAUAUGUGAUUUGGUUGAGCAGCCACAUAAGGGAAUCAUUGCAAUAACUGAUGAAGCAUGUCUCAAUGUUGGCAAAGUGACAGAUCAGAUGCUGCUUGAAGCUAUGGAGAACAAACUGAAGGGACAUAACCACUUCACUACACGCAAACUCUCACCCAUGGACAAAGAACUGAAGCAUGUGGAAGAAUUCAGAAUAAAGCACUAUGCUGGAGAUGUUGUGUACAGUAUCAAAGGUUUCUUGGAAAAGAACAAGGACACACUGUUCCAGGACUUCAAGAGGCUGAUGUAUAGUUCUUCAGAUCCUGUUAUCUCGGACAUGUGGCCAGAAGGUGCACAGGACAUUACUAUGACAACAAAACGACCUCUCACAGCAGGAACACUAUUCAAGAAUUCAAUGGUAGCUUUAGUGAAAAACCUUGCCAGCAAAGAGCCAUACUAUAUUCGGUGUAUAAAGCCCAACGACCAAAAGUCUCCUGUUAUCUUCGACCAAGAGCGAGUUGUUCACCAGGUGAACUAUCUUGGUCUGGUGGAGAACCUUCGAGUAAGAAGAGCUGGUUUUGCAUAUAGGCAGAGUUAUGAUCGCUUCCUCAGGAGAUACAAGAUGAUCUCUCAGUACACAUGGCCCAACUUCCAUGGUGGUACAGACCGAGAGGGAACCAAGAUUCUGGUAGAGGAACAGGGCUUCACCAAUGACGUCAAAUAUGGCAAUACCAAACUCUUUAUCCGCUCUCCACAGACUCUCUUUGCUUUGGAACAGGGUAGAGCCAAGCUGAUCCCAGGAAUAGUGAUUUUCCUGCAAAAGAUGUGGCGAGGAGCUAUUUGUCGAAUGCACUACAGACGCAUGUGUGCUGCCAUCACCAUCCUGCGCCACUACAGACUCUACAAGAUGAGAUCCUACAUACUGGAGCUUAACAGAGUAUUCAGAAAUGUGAGGCAAAUGCAGGACUAUGGUAAGCAUGUGCGGUGGCCAGCUCCACCCUUAGUGUUACAAGCAAUGGUGUCAGAUUUCCAGAGCAUUCACAACCGGUGGAGGGCUAGCAUGAUCCUCUCCAGUAUCCCUAAAACAGAAUGGCCUCAACUUCGCAUCAAGGUGAUUGCAGGGGAUGCUUUGAUGGGUAAGCGUGUGGACUGGGGUGUGCGAGAGACCUGGGAGGGGAACUACCUGGCAUCUACAAAAGAAAACCCUGAAGCUGCAACCUUUCAGUCUGCUGUAAGAAACAUGCGCAACAAGGAUGGAUUCAGAGAGGUAUUGUUCUCCAGUUUGGUAAGAAAGAUAAAUAAAAAGAACAAGAUGGCAGAGCGUGCAAUUAUGCUGACAGACAAGCAAAUUUACAAAUUACACAGCAAGACCUUCAAGCCACUAAGAUCUCCUAUUCCCAUUUUGGAGGUGAGUGGAGUGAGUGUAAGCCCAGGCCAAGAUCAGUUAGUUAUAAUCCACUUAAGAGGUGGCAAUGACCUAGUUAUUUCUCUGUCAUCACAUACUAAUGCAAAUCGUGUUGGAGAAUUAACUGGACUCCUACUCAGACAGUAUCAAGUUCUUAAUCGCUCGGAGCUGCGUGUGGUAGUGGGUGCAAGCCUUCAGUGCAUGUUGGGUAACAAGUCUCGAAUGGUGACUGUUGAAGAGAGUGAUGUUGGCUCAUUUGCUGCAUUUAGGAAAGGUUCCAAGCGUGGUGACAUGGUAUACACAUGGCCCAGCUCCCUUAACAAGGAAUUGCCUCCCCCACCCAAAUCACAUGGCAGGCAGGCUCCUCCUCCACCCGUUCGUUCUGUUGGAGCUAAUGGUCAUGGCAAUGGAAGUGUACCUGGAAAUGGACAUAUCAAGGGCAAUGGAUUCACAAGCACCAACAACAGCUAUAUUCAUGGAAAUGGUAACAGUCGUGUAUAUGCCAAUACUGGAAGGUAUUAGUUACGAUCAAAAGAAUUCACAGAUGUGCUGUUAGAAUUUAUUCUGGGGAUGAACUUGAUGGAAGGGUUUAGCAAUUUUAGUAAAUAGUGAUACUGAAUGCGUGCCUUACACGAAAGUGCUCUUUAUAUAGCAUAUCAGAGCUUAUGAACUUAGUCUGUACAAUUUCAGUAUUUACAUUUAUAUUUUUCUUGGAACUAAAAGGCAAAUGGCAAUACAUUUUCACAAUGAUUCAGUAGGUAGAUUCCAUUUAAUGUCAUCUACAUUCAUUUCACAUGUCUAUAAUAGUCAUUUUUUUCAUUCAUCUCAUUUCUUUGCUAACAUAGUGACACUUUUGAUAGUUUUAUAAAUAAUUCAGGUAAAUUCUUUUGAAAUUAUUUAGUACAGUAGGCUGAAAAUUUCAAAUUAUUAUAAUAUUGAUGGGUAAUGUUGAACCCAUACUGGUAAAAGCACAAGGGAAUGAGAGGUAAUCAGGUUUAAUCCAAGGUAAGUGAGAGGGUACGCAUAUUCUUUGGAACGAGAGUUUUUCACCAGCAAGUUUAAAAAAAAAAAUCUCAUAGCCAUAAAUGUUUAAUAGCAUUUUCACAUUGUUAUUUCUUCAUUCCUUUGGUUUUGCCAUAUUCUACAUCUGUUAAUAAUAAUAUAUUUCUCAUUGCGUGUUUCUCAGUGUAAGAAGGCCAUCCUAUUAUUUUUAUAGGAUGUAGCUUUUCAAGUGCAUUAUAUUCGAGACCUCAACCUUGUUGUCAUGGGUUUCAAGUCUUGAGAUCACUAGUAACAAAAAGGCACCAUAAGCUCUUGCAUUCAUUAUGUUGAAAUUUAGAAACAUUUAUUGGCUUUCAUUUGUAUGUCAUGAGGGUUUGGACAUUAUCUUAUUAGUAUAAAUUAAUAGCUAGAUGCCUUGUUGUUCAACCAUGAUUCAACCUGGGGUAUGAAGUUAAGAACAUCUUUUUCUUAUGCUUUUUUUUCAUUAUGGGAUUAACUCAUAAUCUACUAAUGAAAGGGAAAUAUGUAGAAAGAAUUUAGCAAAGAGGAUAAGGUGUACAGGUUGUGUGAGUUGAACAAUAUAUAUUUACAUCUCAAGAAAAUAAUUUUGUUGAUACAAAUUUUUUAAGAAAUGUGGAAGACUAAAAUUUUGUAUUUUUUCUAAUACACAUGAGGCCUAUUUAAGAUUUAUAUUUGUAAAUAAGAAAAUGACAAAGUAUAAAGAUAGACUUAAGUAUAAUAAGUACAACAAUCUAUUUGUGAUGCUUUGUUAAUUGUUCAUCUAAUUGGAGGGAGGCUAGCAAAGAUUAGUGAGGAAAUUUUAUCCAAACUGUCUUCUAGUAAAUUACUGCAAGGCAGGUAAAUUCCUUAAAAUAACAAAUUAAAAUUUUCACCAUGAAGGUAUGAGAAAAUAUCCUACUCAGAUUUGGAAUUUAAAGUGCUUGAAAGAAUAAUUCAUACAUUUUGCAACCCUACUGCUUUUAAGAGCAUAAAUUUUGUUUGGGACUAUAUGUUUACAAAGAAAAUGAGUUUUAUUGCCAUUGCAUGAAAGUUUUUACAGCUUCUAUAUUGAAAGCUGCUGGUAUAGCCCUAGUGUCAGAUGGUUCAUUGUACACAGUGUAUGUGAAUGUACAGUUUAGUUGUGCCAUUUUAUAGGGUUGGUAAUAUGUGCUGUAAGGAAGUUUUUUGUAUAAUUGUCUGUGUGUGUGUGUGUAUAAUACAGUAUACAAAGUGAUUUUUGGUGUGAUUAUUUCUUGCUACACAAGAUUGUGUUGAGGGAAGUAUCUUUGAGGAACUUUGACAAAAAGAUUUUUUUUUUUUUACCAGAAUAUUUUACAUGAUCAGUGAAGUAUAGAAUGGCUAUUUGGACUCGAGUAGCAUUUCAUAAAAUUGUUGUGUAAUGUUGAGUUUCAGGACUCGCCAGGAAUAUUAAAUUAUAAGUAUUAAGUUAACCUUGGAUUGUGUAUAGGUACAGUGUUUGCCAUAAUGCUGCUGGUUUGCGAAAUUCAAAAUGCAAGAAUAAAAAUUGUAUAAUAUACAGCUUCACAUUCUAUUUUAAAAAAUGCUGCUUUUUAAAUUUUAAUAUUUAUACAGUAACUAUAUCUUGACAGUGUGCUUAAGCAGGUUUCUUUUAGUAAGUUGCAUUAUAGUCAUUUUGUAUUUUCCAUUUACUGUUAAUUGAUUUUAAAAUGUACUUCUUCUGGGAUUUUAAUUCCAAAAGUUGGUUGACGUUGGUACACUAGAAAUUUGUUGACAUAUUGUACAUUAAGACAUCCUAAAAACAGUAAAUAAUUUUUGGUUUCAUAAUUGUACCAAGUUCAGUCAAGUAACUGGAGGAAACCACCCAUUACUGUCCAGUGCUCCUGUUGAUUUACUUAAUAAAAAAAUUAAAGACCAUUACAAUACAUUGACAUUUUAAAAAAUAAGGAAAUUCAAUUAAUUUGCAUUAUAAUAAAAUUUAUCAUCUUGUAUAUUACAUAGAUAUUUAUGAAUAAAACAAUGUGUAUAU